CUGCAUUUCGCAGUAUCUGGGUGGAGGGCAGAGGCUUGGAAGUUCUUCCAUAUGUGUGGAGAUGGCAGAGCCAGAUGGAGGCUGGGCAACCCAGACUUUCCAAACUGUCAGAGGAGCUUCGGUGCUUGCCCCGUUCGGAUGGCAUGAUGUCUCCCUCUGAGGGAUUCUAUGCAGUAACCCGUGAAUCUGGAUCUGUUUCUGCAUCUCCAACCUCUUGAGGCAGUGGUUUGGGGCUGAGCUUCUGAGCAGAGAUUUGUGUGCGGGCUCAAACCCUUCUGUCCCCACCUCCCCUCAGGCUAGUCCUCUGAACCCUGUUCUUCUGGUCAUUUGCCCUCGUGGGUGUAAAGAAGGUGGAAGGGUCUCAGAGGAGAUGCAGGUUCGGACUAGGGUUCCGCUGUUCUUACUUGGGGACGCCCCUCUCCAGCCUCAGUUUCCUCCUCCCUAAACCAAGAAUACCAGGUUAAGGUUUCAGGUUCAAAGAUGACGCAGGGUAAAGCUCAGAAAAGGACUUGGCGCUUAGGGUCUCAGGCCAUAGGAGGAAGCCUUGAAGCCACGGGUCAACGCUGCUGGCGGGGACGGAGAUCCAGGAGAUUUGUCCAAGGUCACUCAGCCCGAGGCCGGGUCUGACCCCAGGUGGCUUGAUUCCCGGGACCUGGGCUUGGCCAACAGCCAGGUUGCAGCUAGCGGUGUUGGAGGAGCGGAAGGGGCUUCUGUUUCAGAACGGUUGAGGGGAGCACGCUGUCCCCUGGGGGACUAGGCACUAACGGGGCUGCAGACACUGAGCCCUGACCCUCCCCGGGAGGGGCGGGGCGGGCAGUUACCUCAUCGCCGCCUCCGAGAGGCCCUGCUCGCUCGCUUGCUCGCCCGCGCGGCCGGCUGGGGCGCGGCUCCCGGCGCCGGAGCGAAGAGGACAGAGCUGCGGGCGGGGGCGGGUCUGCGCCGCGCCGGGUGCGCUCUCCCAGCGGGGCUGCGGGUUUGUCUGCCCGCUCGAUCCUCGGGCCUGGCCUCUUACUGCCCAGGUGCUGCAGGCGGCGCGACGCGGGUGUCUUCGGCAGGGCGCGCACGGCGCGGUGCCGGCUCAUGAAGCUCCCCGGCACCGGGCGCGGGGGCGCGGGCCAGCCAUGGGCGGCAGCCUGCGUGUGGCUGUUCUGGGUGCUCCGGGAGUGGGCAAGACUGCCAUCAUCCGCCAGUUCCUGUUCGGUGACUAUCCCGAGCGCCACCGGCCCACAGAUGGUCCUCGCCUUUACCGGCCCGCCGUGCUGCUCGACGGCGCUGUCUACGACCUGAGUAUCCGCGAUGGUGACGUCGCUGGCCCUAGCUCAAGCCCCAGAAGUCUUGAGGAGUGGCCAGACCCUAAAGAAUGGAGCUUGCAGGACACAGACGCCUUUGUGCUGGUUUACGACAUCUGCAGCCCCGACAGUUUUGAUUAUGUGAAAGCCCUGAGGCAGCGCAUAGCGGAAAACAGUAGGAAGGGACCCGCCUGCAUUUGUACACAUGAGGAGGAGGCCACGGAGUCUCCAGCACUGCGUCUCUCAUAUCCAUCCGGCCUCCAGGCCCGCAGGCGCGCCAGAGGCCCCCAUUCUCGUGGUAGGCAACAAGCGGGACCGUCAGCGGCUGCGCUUCGGACCUCGUCGUGCACUGGCCACUCUAGUACGCAGGGGCUGGCGCUGCGGCUACCUCGAAUGCUCAGCCAAAUACAAUUGGCACGUGCUGCGUCUCUUCCGAGAGCUUCUGCGUUGUGCUCUAGUGCGCACACGUCCUGCGCAUCCGGCCCUACGACUGCAGGGGGCGCUGCAUCCAGCGCGCUGCAGCCUCAUGUGACUGGAAUGGACAGGGAAAUCUCAUAAAAGCAGGCUCCCACCCAGUUUCCUAGCCGACAGGCUUUUCUUUGAACUUGAUUGGACCCAGCCAACUCCCAAUCAUUCAACAAGAUCAAUUUUAUCUGAGACCUUAUUGGGUCACAAUCGCUGAUGGAAAGGACUGGAAUAUGAACAUGGCUGGAAGCAUUCGUACAGCUCCUGGCGCUUUACUGCAAAUACCUUCUGGUUUUGGCUUUUUGAGACAGGGUCUCAAGACAUAGGCCUGACUGACAUUGAACUACAAAGAUCCACCUGCCUCUGCCUCUCCAGUGUUGGACUAUUGGAGCUACUUUUUAAGUCAUGCCUUACCAGGUAAUAAAAAACAAUUUAAACGCACAAUUUAAGGGUUUCUUGUUCUGGAAUAGGCAGGUCGGAGCACUGAGGUUUAGCCUCGAGGCAGUUAACUCUAGAAUCCCAGCAUAUAAUGAAGGCUCAGUCCCCAAAAAACAGGAGCUGGAGCAAAACUUUAC
Messenger RNA from Microtus oregoni (creeping vole), 2329 nucleotides. Its product is annotated as ras-like protein family member 10A. Gene Ontology annotation, molecular function: GTP binding; GTPase activity. NCBI's taxonomy places the organism in Eukaryota, Metazoa, Chordata, Mammalia, Rodentia, Cricetidae. The coding region runs from base 1122 to 1847 and encodes 241 amino acids. The record is from RefSeq and is a predicted model, not a curated record. The transcript is spliced from 3 exons.